This is a messenger RNA of Hyla sarda, 2696 nucleotides long. RefSeq names its product protein kinase cAMP-activated catalytic subunit alpha (gene PRKACA). The record is from RefSeq and is a predicted model, not a curated record. The transcript is spliced from 11 exons. Gene Ontology annotation, molecular function: protein kinase A regulatory subunit binding; cAMP-dependent protein kinase activity; ATP binding. Bases 215 to 1270 code for a protein of 351 amino acids. NCBI's taxonomy places the organism in Eukaryota, Metazoa, Chordata, Amphibia, Anura, Hylidae. Gene Ontology annotation, biological process: peptidyl-serine phosphorylation. Gene Ontology annotation, cellular component: cAMP-dependent protein kinase complex; nucleus.
GUGACAAGGGAGGAGGAGGCGGGACAGUCGGCCGGAAAGAGGUGGGAAAGAAAUCUUCGCUGAUUGGUUGUUUCCUCCGACACCUGGGCGGGACUGUGGCGACUAUUGGCUGACGUAUGUUGAAUGAUGCCAAUUGUAGGCGUGGCUAGUAGGUUCUAGAAAUAUAGGUGGGGGGCGCCUGUCCUGAUCCUAGAGGUCCUGCCCGCCCCCCACCAUGGGCAACGCCGCUACGGCCAAGAAAGGCGGCGAGAUCGAGAGUGUGAAAGAAUUCCUGGCCAAAGCGAAAGAAGACUUCCUAAAGAAAUGGGAGAACCCAGCUCAGAACACGGCUCACCUGGACCAGUUUGAGCGCAUUAAGACACUGGGCACGGGUUCAUUCGGUCGUGUGAUGCUGGUCAGACAUAAGGAGAAUGGUCAUCACUAUGCCAUGAAGAUCCUGGAUAAGCAGAAGGUGGUAAAGUUGAAGCAGAUUGAGCACACGCUUAAUGAGAAGCGGAUCCUACAGGCUGUGAACUUCCCUUUCCUUGUGCGCUUGGAGUAUUCAUUUAAGGACAACACAAAUCUGUACAUGGUGAUGGAAUAUGUAGCAGGGGGUGAGAUGUUCUCUCACCUGCGUAGGAUCGGACGCUUUAGUGAACCUCACGCCCGCUUCUACGCGUCCCAGAUUGUAUUAACCUUUGAAUACCUGCACUCCCUGGAUCUUAUAUACAGAGACCUGAAGCCAGAGAAUCUGCUUAUAGACCAGCAAGGCUACAUACAGGUAACAGAUUUCGGCUUUGCCAAGAGAGUAAAGGGAAGAACUUGGACUCUGUGUGGGACCCCGGAGUACCUGGCCCCUGAAAUCAUCCUCAGCAAGGGGUAUAAUAAAGCCGUGGACUGGUGGGCUCUUGGUGUCCUGAUAUAUGAAAUGGCCGCAGGUUAUCCGCCAUUCUUUGCUGACCAGCCUAUACAGAUCUAUGAGAAGAUCGUAUCUGGGAAGGUGCGCUUCCCCUCACACUUCAGUUCUGAUUUGAAGGAUCUCCUCAGAAACCUCUUGCAGGUCGAUCUUACCAAGAGAUUUGGCAACCUAAAGAAUGGCGUGACAGACAUCAAGGGUCAUAAAUGGUUCAGCACCACAGACUGGAUUGCAGUCUAUCAGAAGAAGGUGGAGGCUCCCUUCAUACCGAAGUGUAAGGGCCCGGGCGACACCAGUAAUUUUGAUGAUUAUGAAGAAGAAGAAAUCAGAGUCUCCAUUACAGAUAAGUGCGCCAAAGAAUUCUCUGAGUUCUGAAGAGCGCGUGGAGAGGAGGAACCAUUACCCAAGACCUCCUGAGAUCAAGCGAGACCGAUGGAGAGAACGCCGCUGACCGGCACACAAACUUCUCCUUCCCUUUCACACUUCCCACCUCUCUAGCUUUUAUUAGUGGUGCAGAAUCGACUUGGCGGCCAUCUUAUUUUACCUGGAUCUGGUGGUGCUGGUUUCGAUUUGGUCCUGGAGAAUUCCCCCCCAAUCUCUGUCAUCCCCACUUCCCUCACACUUGCUUCUCUCCUUGACAGAUCAGAGGGGCCAAGAAAGUUAUUUAAAUGUGACUGGUUCCUCUAGGGUGGAGUCAGAACCUUAGGGGCGGGGCCUAUAUCCUUCAGGAUGCGGCCUAUGUUAAUUUUUGUUAAAAAAUUUUUUUCUUUUUUUUUUUUUUUUAACCAUUUUCAUCUGAAGAGCUUGGCUACUGGUUUUUAAUCAUUUAGUUUAAAUAGUUUAUAAAUAUUGAACUGUUUUAAUCUGAAUUCUCUUCCUUGCCAAUCACUAUCCCAUUGCCCAGCUUUCCUUGUCCUAGAAUGACUUUUAAACUGAAGUGCCAGUUUUUACCCAGCCCCACCCAUCCCCCCCCCCCACCUAAACACACCCAUCCCCCCCACCUCACACUACUGUUUGGCUCACGUACCCACAUUUUUGCCUCUGGGUUAACCCCUUUCUCCCAUCAUUGAAGCCAUAACCUUCUUCUGGUAGGUCCAAUCAUAUCUUUAUUGGCUGCCUACCGAGUAACUCUACCGGAAGUGGAAGGAGGGUGUGGUGGUUGUAGUAGAGGGACGUAUUAGGUGCUUCGCUGGUCAGAAUGAAGUUUGGUCACAUGAUUUACAGGAAGCGGGUCCUUACAGCGUGUUCGUGGGGCUUUGACAUAAAAGCCUUCGUCACCUGUUUAGUCGGGUCCUGGAGCGAUCUACUUUACACAGGGAUAACUUGCUUCUUACUUGCUUCUUACUUGCCUCGACUCCAGGCAAUAAGGAAUUACCUUUUUUAGUGUUGGCAUGAGCUGCCUGGUUGCCAUCCGUCUUGGUGACUUGCUUACAGUGUAGUUGGGCAUUGACAGAUUUUAAGUUAUUCACAUGCAAACGACUUUUGUUAGGCUUUGCUUAGUCCAUGGACUGAAGUAAGAUCAGGGGAUACAGCGAGGGCAUCUUCAGGGGUUAACCAGGUCUGAGCACGAUUGCUUAGAUGAACUGUGUCCGUCCCUUUACAUGGGCUUUUUGGUUGGAAAUCACUGCUUCUUUCUUCCGAAAACAGUGCCACAUAUGUCCACAGGUUUUGUGUGGUGUUGCAGCUCAGACUUAAAGGGGCACUCUGGUGGAAAACUUUUUAUUUUAUUUUAUUUUUUUCCUGCCAGAAAGUUAAACAGAUUUGUUAAUUACUUCCAUUAAAAAAAAAAAAAAAAAAAAAA